Messenger RNA from Helianthus annuus (common sunflower), 2854 nucleotides. RefSeq names its product NADPH--cytochrome P450 reductase. The record is from RefSeq and is a predicted model, not a curated record. Lineage: Eukaryota; Viridiplantae; Streptophyta; Magnoliopsida; Asterales; Asteraceae. Gene Ontology annotation, molecular function: FMN binding; NADPH-hemoprotein reductase activity; flavin adenine dinucleotide binding. The transcript is spliced from 17 exons. Gene Ontology annotation, cellular component: cytosol. Bases 442 to 2559 code for a protein of 705 amino acids.
AAGGAGGUAGGUAUGAGUUGACCAGUCUGAUUGGGUAGGCGUUGGGUCCUCUGUUCCACCACCCUCACCGCCAUAAAACCCCUUUCUCUCAACCACCUCCACCAAUUCCAUUUUUCUCACACAAGUUCUAGAGAGAGAAACACCUUAACCGUUUCCGUCUUCUCUCUCUAAAAUCUCCACCCUCACUUCUUCAAUUCUCACAGGAUCUAGAGAGAGAAAGCUUAACCGCCUCGAUAUUCUCUCUCUAAAAACUCCGAUUCUCCAUCCUCUCACCGGCGAACACUUGUUCAGUUCUUCAAUCCUGAAAUUCUCACAGGAUCUAGAGAGAGAACGCUUAAACGUUCCGAUUUUCUCUCUCUAAAACUCCGAUUCUGCAUCCUCUAGCCGGCGAACAGUUAUUCAGUUGUUCAGUUCUUCAAUCGUGAAAAAAUAGGGCUAAAUAUGCAAUCGAACUCCGUGAAGAUCUCGCCGCUCGAUCUGGUGACUGCGUUGCUAAACGGCAAGGGUUUUGACACAUCGAACGCAUCGGAAUCCGGUGAAUCGACGGUGCCGAUGACGAUAGCGAUGAUUAUGGAGAAUCGUGAGCUGUUGAUGAUACUCACAACGUCGGUUGCGGUUUUGAUUGGAUGUGUUGUUGUUCUAGUGUGGCGGAGAUCGUCGACGAAGAAGUCUAUGGAGCCGCCGGUGGUGGUUGUGCCGAAGAGAAUGCAGGAGGAGGAGGUUGAUGACGGUAAGAAGAAGGUUACGGUGUUUUUCGGUACGCAGACUGGAACGGCCGAAGGUUUUGCUAAGGCACUUGUUGAGGAAGCUAAAGCUAGAUAUGAAAAGGCGGUUUUUAAAGUGAUUGAUUUGGAUGAUUAUGCUGCUGAUGAUGAUGAGUAUGAGGAGAAACUUAAGAAGGAAUCUCUGGCCUUUUUCUUUUUGGCUACGUAUGGAGAUGGUGAGCCAACAGAUAAUGCUGCCAGAUUCUAUAAAUGGUUUACAGAGGGCGAGCCAAAAGGAGAAUGGCUUAAUAAGCUUCAAUACGGAGUGUUUGGCCUUGGCAACAGACAGUAUGAACAUUUUAACAAGAUUGCAAAGGUGGUCGACGAUGGUCUUGUUGAGCAGGGUGCCAAGCGCCUUGUUCCUGUUGGCCUUGGAGAUGAUGAUCAAUGUAUUGAAGAUGACUUCACUGCAUGGAAAGAGUUAGUGUGGCCCGAGUUGGAUCAAUUGCUCCGUGAUGAAGAUGACACGAGUGUUGCCACUCCCUACACAGCUGCUGUUGCAGAAUACCGUGUUGUCUUCCAUGAGAAACCAGACAUGUAUGAAGAGAAUAUUCAAACAAAUGGACAUGCGGUUCAUGAUGCUCAACAUCCAUGCAGAGCCAAUGUGGCUGUCAAAAAGGAACUCCAUAGCUCUGAAUCUGAUCGAUCUUGCACUCAUCUUGAAUUUGACAUCUCUCAUACUGGACUAUCAUAUGAAACUGGGGACCACGUUGGAGUCUACUGUGAGAACUUGAGUGAAGUUGUGGAUGAGGCUGAAAGAUUAAUUGGUUUACCACCAGACACUUACUUCUCCAUCCACACUGAUAAAGAAGACGGGGCACCACUUGGUGGGGCCUCUUUGCCACCUCCUUUCCCUCCAUGCACUUUGCGAAAAGCAUUGGCUUCAUAUGCUGAUGUUUUAAGUUCUCCCAAAAAGUCAGCUUUGCUUGCGCUAGCUGCUCAUGCCACAGAUCCCGCUGAAGCUGAUAGAUUGAAAUUUCUUGCAUCUCCUGAUGGAAAGGAUGAAUAUUCUCAAUGGAUAGUUGCAAGCCAGAGAAGCCUUCUUGAAGUUAUGGAAGCUUUCCCAUCAGCCAAGCCUCCACUUGGUGUUUUCUUUGCAUCUGUUGCCCCACGUUUACAGCCCAGAUAUUACUCUAUUUCAUCCUCCCCAAGAAUGGCACCAAAUAGGAUUCAUGUUACUUGUGCAUUAGUUUAUGAGAAAACACCAGCAGGUCGUAUCCACAAAGGAGUAUGUUCAACCUGGAUGAAGAACGCGGUACCUAUGACAGAAAAUCAGGAUUGCAGUUGGGCCCCAAUAUAUGUCAGAACGUCCAAUUUCAGACUACCUUCUGAUCCUAAGGUCCCGGUUAUCAUGAUAGGCCCUGGCACAGGAUUGGCUCCUUUUAGAGGUUUCCUACAAGAAAGGUUAGCUCUCAAGGAAGCCGGAACUGAGCUCGGGUCAUCCAUUUUGUUCUUCGGCUGCAGGAAUCGCAAAGUGGAUUUCAUAUAUGAAGACGAGCUAAACAACUUUGUCGAGACUGGUGCUCUUUCUGAGCUUAUUGUUGCUUUCUCCCGUGAAGGCCCGGCUAAGGAAUAUGUGCAACACAAGAUGAACGAGAAGGCUUCGGAUCUGUGGAAGUUGCUAUCUGAAGGAGCAUAUUUGUAUGUAUGUGGUGAUGCCAAAGGCAUGGCCAAAGAUGUACAUCGAACCCUCCACACCAUUGUGCAAGAACAGGGAUCUCUAGACUCGUCAAAGGCAGAGCUCUUCGUGAAGAAUCUACAAAUGUCGGGAAGAUACCUCCGUGACGUUUGGUAAAUAGACAGAAGCGACCUUCGUCAGAAACCUGUCAAACCUAUUUGGAAACCGCGUUUGUUAUUGUGGAGCAACGUGUCGAGAAAUUCUUUUAUAUUCUUCUGUGUUAAAUUUUGUAACUUUUACUAUUACUUAUGGUUUGAAACUUUGAAUGUUUUUCUUUUUAUUUUUAUUUCAGUGUAAUUCAUAAGGGUGACUAAUAACAUUAUAAAUAUAUACUAGUAAUUAGACCCAUGUGCGUUGCGGCGCAAGUACAUUGCAAAUAUCGAACGGAUUAAUCGAGGCGUUAUGUGAUGUG